CUAACUUCGUGGCACUUCAAGUGACAAAACUCCCUGACAUUUCCUUAUAAGGAAAACAUAACCGCUACAUUGCAGGAAAUAAAUUUGAGGAGAUAAAGCAGAUAUUUGCAUUUGAACAUUGAAUUUACUGUUGCCCAAGUCCCAAGGUUAAGUUGAUUGAUUAACCGCUUUAUUUAGAAAGGAUAUUUGUGGUCCAGAAGUCAUGUCCUACGCUUGUAAAAGUAUUUACGCUACUCUUCCCAAAACUCAAAGAGGUCAACCACUUGUUUUGGGUGGAGAUCCUAAGGGGAAAAAUUUCCUGUACACAAACGGAAAUUCCGUUAUUAUAAGGAAUAUUGCUAAUCCUGCCAUUGCUGACGUUUACACUGAACAUUCUUGCCCCGUAAAUGUUGCAAAGUAUUCACCCAGUGGAUUUUACAUUGCAUCUGGAGACCAAUCUGGCAAAGUCCGUAUUUGGGACACGGUCAACAAGGAACAUAUUUUGAAAAAUGAGUUCCAUCCAUUCGGCGGUCCUAUUAAGGACAUUGCUUGGUCGCCUGAUAACCAACGAAUGGUGGUAGUGGGCGAAGGGCGCGAAAGGUUUGGACAUGUUUUCAUGUCGGAAACUGGAACCUCAGUGGGCGAAAUUUCAGGACAGUCGAAACCAAUUAAUUCGUGCGACUUUCGCCCAACUAGACCUUUCAGGAUUGUCACUGGCAGUGAAGAUAAUACUAUUGCUGUAUUUGAAGGACCACCAUUCAAAUUCAAGAUGACGAAACAAGACCAUUCGCGUUUUGUUCAAGCCGUACGUUACUCGCCAUCUGGAAAUCUUUUCGCUUCGGCCGGUUUCGAUGGUAAAGUUUUCCUUUACGAUGGAGCCUCCUCAGAUUUGGUGGGCGAGGUUGGAAGCCCCGUACAUGCUGGAGGAGUUUAUGGAGUGGCUUGGAGUCCAGAUGGAAAACAACUUCUAACUACCAGCGGCGAUAAAACAGCCAAACUCUGGGACGUGGAAUCCCGAGAAGUUGUAUCGGAAUUUAAACUAGGAAGUACUGUCGAAGAUCAACAGGUAUCCUGCUUAUGGCAAAAUGAAUAUCUUCUGUCGGUGUCACUUAGUGGGUUUAUCAACUAUUUGGACGUGAACAAUCCUGAGAAACCACUAAGAAUAGUUAAAGGCCACAAUAAACCCAUUACUGUUCUCACGCUGAGUGACGACAGAAACACCAUAUUUACUGGAUCUCAUGAUGGUAUUGUUACUAAGUGGAAUACAGAAACAGGAGAAAACGAAAAGAUUGAUGGGGCUGGGCAUGGAAACCAAAUAAACACCAUGCGGGUCCACGAUGGUACUCUUUACACAGUGGGAAUUGAUGACAGUUUGAAGCAGGUCGAUAUCGAAGGAAAUGCUUAUAGACCUCAAGAUUUAAAAUUGAGUUCCCAGCCCAGAGGUAUGGAUAUUUUGAAGGAGCAAAACAUAGUUGUAGUUGCCAGUAUAAAUGAAAUUACUGUUGCGAAAGACAAUAGAAAACUUAGUACUCUGAAAGUCAGCUACGAGCCAACGAGCGUGAGCUGUUCACUUCGAGGACAUAUUGCUAUUGGGGGAUCUGUGGACAACAAGGUCCAUAUUUAUGAACUGAACGGGGAUAAUUUAAACCUCUUGCGGGAGUUGGAUCAUUUGGGCCCAGUCACCGACGUUGCAUAUUCUCCAGAUGACAAGUAUUUGGUCGCUUGUGAUGCCAACAGGAAAGUUAUUAUGUACGAAAUUGAAGAAUACAAGCCAGCAACAAAGCAAGAAUGGGGAUUCCAUAAUGCUAGAGUAAACUGUGUUGCUUGGUCUCCCGAUUCCUUGCUGGUUGCAAGUGGAUCACUGGAUACGAGUAUCAUCAUUUGGUCUGUGGAAAAACCUGCCAAACAUAUUAUUAUUAAAAACGCCCACGCUCAAAGUCAAGUUACCAAAUUAUCUUGGGUGGAUAAUACAACUGUCGUUUCCGUGGGACAGGAUUGUAACACCAAACUAUGGACUAUAACGCCAUUCUAAUAUGCUCUAUGUUUAUACAAAAUUUGUAAUUCUGGUAAUUUCAAAUUUAAAUUAUUUUCGUACUUAGUCGCCUUUGCAUUUAACGCCCAUGUGAUUUUUGUAUGUUUCUACUAAUUCUUGUUGCAUAUUUUAUUUAUAUUUAUUUAUCAUCCGAUUUCAGUAGUUAAAUACACAACGGCAUGCUUUGAGCGCUCUGUAGUAUUUUUUUGUAUUAUUUAUAUAUCUGGCAUAACUUCGUUAUAACAUGCAUCAACAACUUUGAGAAAUGACUGCUCAUAUUCCUACUAGUCAUAAAUUUUGCUGUUAAUGCUCUUUCUGCUCAGUUCUUCAAGUCGUCUAAGGUUAUGCAGAUACAAUUAAGGCCUAUUUUAUCUAACAAUGUAUUAUGAUGAGGGUGACAUAUAUUUAAUCGCGUUUGUAUGGUUUGUGGAUUGUUUAUCGAUGAUGCAACAUAGAGCUUUAAUCAUUUAUGUAUGACAAAGUAUUACUUUAUUUGUGAAAUAUAAAAAUAAUAUACUUUUAAA
Messenger RNA from Dendroctonus ponderosae (mountain pine beetle), 2535 nucleotides. It is a transcript of the gene flr, whose product is annotated as actin-interacting protein 1. Gene Ontology annotation, molecular function: actin filament binding. Bases 203 to 2011 code for a protein of 602 amino acids. The record is from RefSeq and is a predicted model, not a curated record. NCBI's taxonomy places the organism in Eukaryota, Metazoa, Arthropoda, Insecta, Coleoptera, Curculionidae. Gene Ontology annotation, biological process: actin filament depolymerization; positive regulation of actin filament depolymerization; locomotion. The transcript is spliced from 12 exons. Gene Ontology annotation, cellular component: cortical actin cytoskeleton.